Sardina pilchardus (European sardine) is the source of this 688-nucleotide messenger RNA. Its product is annotated as microfibril-associated glycoprotein 4-like. Gene Ontology annotation, biological process: elastic fiber assembly. Lineage: Eukaryota; Metazoa; Chordata; Actinopteri; Clupeiformes; Clupeidae. The record is from RefSeq and is a predicted model, not a curated record. Bases 206 to 688 code for a protein of 160 amino acids. The transcript is spliced from 5 exons.
UUCAAGGGUCUGGGAAGGAAUGUUUGUUCUUUAAAGUUUAGUUGAAGAGUUGAACCUUAUCACCCAUUCGAGAGAUAACCAGUCCUUACCAGAGACCAGAGAGAUAGAGAAGAAGAAGAAGAAGAAGAAGAAGAAGAAGAAGAAGAAGAAGAAGAAGAAGAAGAAGAAGAAGAAGAAGAAGAAGAAGAAGACAGUUCCCAGCAGAAUGAGGGUUCUCAUUGUCCUGCUCUUCCUGGUUCCUCUCUCCUUCGGUUCCGAAAUGAUUCUACCGUUGGACUGUGCUGAUAUCCAUCAUCAUGACAGCUCCAAGCCCAGUGGGGUGUACAGCAUCUUCCCUGGGGGGCCCAUCUCCCCCUUGCAGGUCUACUGUGACAUGGAGACUGAUGGGGGAGGAUGGACGGUGUUUCAGAAAAGGAUGGAUGGGUCAGUAAACUUCUACAGGUCCUGGGAUCACUACAAGAAGGGCUUUGGUGACCUAACUAGUGAAUACUGGCUAGGCCUGGAUCACAUCGUGCUGCUGACCAUGAGGAAGAGGAAUGAGCUGAGGGUGGACAUGGAGGACUGGGACGAUGAAAAGGCGUACGCUAAGUACGCCUCCAUUUCUGUGGACCCAGAGCAGCUUGGCUACACGCUACACCUGGGUGCUUUCAAUAUUGAUAGUAAUGCAGGCAACGCACUGAAGAUCUAG